CACCUGUGAGAACAGAAUCAAACAGCAGACGGGGAACUGACCAGUGGCCCUUUUUGGAUGUACGCAAAGUUCCGUUCUUUUGCCGUGCCCAAACCGCGCCGUAACGUGUGUCCCAAGACUGACAGCUUGCAGGAUGGGAGAUGACAAAAGUAGAGUAGCAUGGCCAGGACUGCAGCAUAUUGGCCAUCAACGGAGACCAUGAUAGGCAGGCCUCGCAAGUGGUUGAUUAGGUCAUGAUUGCUAGUAAACAAUCAGCCGCCUUGCUUCCAUUGCGUUUAGGCCUCACUGCUUCUGCACCUGCUACUACCUGCCAACUGCUGCAGAGCGCUGGCCGUCUGUACACCUGCCGAAAUACACCAGUAGAUAGGUAUCUGGGUGAUAAUGGGCGUCGAUACGCGCCUGCUGUAUGCAAAUGCGCUGUAGGGAUACAUGCGGUUGCCUUGGGCGAGCGAGCGGUCAAGGCGGAAGACCGAAUUCGGGAGGCCGGGAUCCGUUUCCAACAUGCGGUCUCCCUGUCGCAGAGGUCAGACGGGGAGCGCAAGACGUUCGUUUCCCAGUGUUUCUCCUCUUCGUCGUCUCGAGCCGAACCGCUGAACCUUUUCCCAACGCCAGCCACAUUUCCGCACUCACCAAGGUCUGUAUUGUGCCUGCGAGUGGUGUGGAACUCUUGGGUAGCACAGUUUUGCGCGGACGCCUGCAGUGUUCUUGUCCUUCCACACUCUCACAGUUUCGGUUGGGCUUCACCAGAAACCUGAUGGAGGGUACCUAAUCGAUUAGUCCGUUGAACAUCAGAGGCUUGAUCAUUGAGAUGUGCCUCUCAUCCUGCCCAUUCCGACCUCUUGUGCUUCCCAGGCUAGCGAAC
Molecule: messenger RNA, 862 nt
Organism: Neurospora tetraspora
Lineage: Eukaryota; Fungi; Ascomycota; Sordariomycetes; Sordariales; Sordariaceae
Exons: 1
Coding region: 234-755 (173 amino acids)
Source: RefSeq, a predicted model, not a curated record